Molecule: messenger RNA, 1791 nt
Organism: Frieseomelitta varia
Lineage: Eukaryota; Metazoa; Arthropoda; Insecta; Hymenoptera; Apidae
Product: arf-GAP with dual PH domain-containing protein 1-like
Exons: 7
Coding region: 469-1626 (385 amino acids)
Biological process (GO): positive regulation of GTPase activity
Cellular component (GO): plasma membrane; intracellular membrane-bounded organelle
Molecular function (GO): phosphatidylinositol bisphosphate binding; GTPase activator activity
Source: RefSeq, a predicted model, not a curated record
UGAUUAAAGGCUUAUUUCUCCAGACUGUAUCAUGUUUAACAAUAUAAUUUUUAUAAUUAUUAAAUUUCAUAAUUAAGCAUAUAAAUAUGUAAAACAUAUUUGGAUGAAAUUGAAUAAUUAAACUCGGUAUAGUUGCACUUUGUUCUGAAAUAUUACUUCAUUUAGAUAAUUCAAAACAGUUAAGAAAUGUAGUAAUAAUUAACACAUAAGUGGUACGUGACGGAACAGAAUGAUUAAAGUAAUUGACGUGUGCAAUGCGAAAGCAAUACGAAACACGCAUGCGAUGUGAAAGUAAACUUCAAGCUGAGAAGCAAGGAUUUCUUAUUUUAUUACAGUGAGAAAAUUAAAUCAACAUAAGUCUGAUCAUAUCGUUAUGGGUUAAUCGUAGAGAAUCCUUUUAGCGAGUUAACCUUCUUCGUAUCGAGUAAUCUUUGCAUAUACACAUUUGCUAUUUGUCAGUGUUUUAAGAUGGCGGACCUAAACGAGAAAUUGUUAGCAGAACUCCUCAAAAAGCCUGGGAAUAAUUUAUGUGCGGAUUGUGGGACAAAAAAUCCAGAAUGGGCUUCUUAUAACAUAGGGAUAUUUGUGUGCACAAGGUGCGCGGGUAUACAUAGAUCAAUGGGUGCACAUAUUUCUAAAGUUAAACAUUUAAAGCUGGACAGGUGGGAAGAUUCUCAAGUAAACAGAAUUAGAGAAGUGGGUAAUAUCGCAGCUAGGCUUCAUUAUGAAGAACGUGUACCUCCAUGUUAUCGCAGACCAAACCCAGAUGCACCACAAGUACUGGUAGAGCAAUGGAUAAGAGCGAAAUAUGAAAGGGAAGAGUUUUGUCAUCCAGAAAGGCAAAAUCAUUAUGUUUCAGGAUUUAUGGAAGGAUUUUUGAUGAAACGUGGUAAAGAAGAUUCGCGAUAUCAUCCUAGAAAAUUUGUUCUUUGUGAGGCAGAAGAUACUCUUAAGUAUCAUGUUAAAGAAAAUAAGGAACCCAAAGCUGUCCUUAGAAUAUCUGAAUUAAACGUAGCUUUUGCUCCUCCCAAAACUUGUAACCAAAACAGUCUACAAAUUUCUUUUAUGAAAGAUGGUACCACAAGACAUAUCUAUGUAUAUCAUGAGGACCCAGAAGUAAUCACAAAUUGGUAUUUGGCAAUACGAUGUGCCAAGCUACAUCGUUUGCAAGUUGCAUAUCCAGGAGCAACAGAGGCGGAAUUACUUUCACAACUAACUAGAGAUUUUCCACGUGAAGGAUUUUUAUGGAAAACUGGACCUAGAUAUACAGAUGCCUACAAGAAACGAUGGUUCACAUUAGAUGGACGAAAAUUGAUGUAUCAUGAUGAUCCCAUGGAUGCACAUCCAAAAGGUGAAAUUUUCUUGGGUCAUAGUUCAGAUGGUUUUGCAGUAAAACCAGGAGUACCUCCAGGUGCGAGAGAUCAGGGGUUUUCAUUUACUCUUGAAACGCCAGAUAGGACCUAUCUUCUUUCUGCUCAAAGUGAUGAUGAUAGAUCACAAUGGAUGAAUGUAAUUCAAAAAGUGAUAGAUAAACCGCUCACUCCGCAAGAUGCAACUGUGGCAGCACGUCUUAUAAGAAAACGCACAGCAAGUGGAACAAUGAAUAUAUUUUCUUCUACAAGGUAGGGCUGGAUCCCUCUUAGGUGCCUUUCCUAAUUGUUAAAAGUGAAUAUUAGAUGAACCAAUUAAGUUGUUCUAUUAAGACUGUUAAGGAAGUAGAUCAAUCGAUCCGAAUAGAUAAUGUUUUGUAAUCGCACAAUGCUAUCGAAUCCCGUACACAUAUUUAUUCAU